Tympanuchus pallidicinctus (lesser prairie-chicken) is the source of this 4642-nucleotide messenger RNA. It is a transcript of the gene KCNS2, whose product is annotated as potassium voltage-gated channel modifier subfamily S member 2. Gene Ontology annotation, cellular component: membrane; voltage-gated potassium channel complex. The coding region runs from base 277 to 1710 and encodes 477 amino acids. Gene Ontology annotation, molecular function: voltage-gated potassium channel activity; protein binding. The transcript has 3 exons. The record is from RefSeq and is a predicted model, not a curated record. Gene Ontology annotation, biological process: potassium ion transmembrane transport; protein homooligomerization; regulation of delayed rectifier potassium channel activity. NCBI's taxonomy places the organism in Eukaryota, Metazoa, Chordata, Aves, Galliformes, Phasianidae.
AACAAUCUGCAGGAGGAAUCACAGCCUAAAGUGCAGAUAUGAAGCGGAGAAAUGUGCUUAAAGAAGGGAGACAGAAGGUCCUAAUAAUGGCUGAGUCCAGCAAACUGGCUGUAGCUUGUGGAACAGAGUCAUCCCAAAGGAAGACAGAGGGUAGAGAUUUGGAUGUCCUUCUGAAAAUCACCAGAUGACAUAUAUUCCCUUGGAAAAGAGGAGAACAAAGCAACAUACCCGCAUUGAAGGCUUUUAUUUCCUACACACCUUUGGAAGGAGGUCACUAUGACAGGGCAGAGCCUGAAGGCUUUAUCUGAGGCGAAUUUUGAAGACAAUGAGAUCAGCAUCAACGUUGGAGGUUUUAAGAAAAAGAUGAGGUCCAACACAUUAUUGAGGUUCCCAGAGACCAGACUGGGCAAACUGCUGAGCUGUCACUCGAAGGAAUCGAUCCUGGAGCUCUGCGAUGACUAUGAUGACACCAAGAAUGAGUUUUAUUUUGACAGGAACCCUGAGCUCUUCCCCUACGUGCUCCACUUUUACAACACUGGCAAGCUCCAUGUGAUGGGCGAGCUCUGCGUUUUUUCUUUCAGCCAGGAGAUUGAGUACUGGGGAAUCAAUGAGUUCUUUAUAGACUCAUGCUGCAGCUACAGCUACCACGGGAGGAAAAUGGAGCCAGACCAGGAGAAAUGGGAGGAACAAAGUGACCAGGAAAGUACCACAUCUUCCUUUGAUGAGAUCUUGGCAUUCUAUAACGAUGCCUCUAAAUUUGACAAACAGCCCUUUGGAAACAUCAGAAGGCAGCUCUGGCUUGCUUUGGAUAACCCUGGCUACUCAGUCUUGAGCCGAAUCUUCAGUGUGCUCUCCAUCAUGGUGGUGCUGGGCUCCAUUGUGACCAUGUGCCUGAACAGCCUCUCAGAUUUCCAGAUCAUUGACAGCAGCGGGACCCCCGAGGAAGACCCUCGCUUUGAAAUCGUGGAGCACUUUGGUAUUGCAUGGUUCACUUUUGAACUGGUGGCGAGAUUUGCAGUAGCUCCUGACUUUUUAAAGUUUUUCCAGCAUGCCCUGAAUUUGAUUGACCUAAUGUCUAUCCUACCAUUUUAUAUUACCUUAAUUGUCAACUUGGUGGUGGAAAGUAGUCCGACCUUGGCAAAUUUAGGCAGGGUUGCACAAGUCCUGAGGCUCAUGAGGAUCUUUCGUAUCUUAAAGCUUGCCAGGCAUUCAACGGGUCUUAGGUCCCUUGGAGCCACCCUGAAGUACAGCUACAGAGAGGUAGGGCUCCUUUUACUCUACCUCUCUGUUGGCAUCUCCAUUUUCUCAGUAGUGGCCUACACCAUUGAAAAAGAAGAGAACGAGGGGCUAGCCACCAUCCCUGCUUGCUGGUGGUGGGCCACUGUUAGCAUGACCACAGUGGGCUACGGGGACGUUGUGCCGGGGAGCACUGCUGGCAAGCUGACGGCAUCUGCAUGCAUCCUAGCCGGCAUCCUGGUGGUAGUGCUUCCCAUUACACUGAUCUUCAACAAAUUCUCCCACUUUUAUAGGCGUCAGAAGCAGUUAGAGAGUGCCAUGAGGAGCUGUGAUUUUGGUGAUGGCAUGAAAGAAGUUCCAUCGGUCAACUUAAGGGACUACUAUGCCUAUAAAGUGAAAUCCCUUAUGGCUAGCCUUACAAAUAUGAGCAGGAGUACUCCCAGUGAGCUGAGCCUGAAUGAUUCACUGCAUUAGUGUACAAGUCUGACAGCAGUUUGCAUGAGAGCUAUCAAGAGCUGUGUUUAUAAAUGUUUUCCUAUUUGUCAUCCUUUUUUUUUUUUUUUUUUUUUUUUCCUAGAGGGUAAUGUUGCUGACACUGCACUAACUUUGCACUUGAGAAACAAAAGAAAUUUAUAUUCUGAGUUGACAGUUUGCACAUUCUCAUCCUGUUGCAUAGGCACUGAAUGCUGACUUUUCCAUCUGAAUAUUUCCAUUCCCCUGACAUGAGUGCUAGCAGUAUAGUGAUGAUUUGUUACUUCGUGCAUUUUCUCAUUUGAGCAAAGAAAUGAACAUACCCAAGUGGAAUAAAAAUUCUCAGCUGUGAAACUAAUGAUGAACAAAGCACCCACCACCUAAAGCGGUAUUUGUAGCAGUUCAGGACCAUCUCAAGACAGACAUAGGACUUCCAGUGCAUUUCACAACUGUUUUCAAAAAAAUCACCUGGGAAUCAUUGACAAGGGACAACUCUUCUCCAUCUUUCUGACUGGUAAUUUCAAUCGUCACAUGUCUGAAAGCACCUCCAAGCUUCAUAUUUCAAUGGAAGCUGGGUUACUCUUAACCACGUGUUAAAAACUGGGUGUUCUUGUUUGGAAAUGUUAUGUCCAGUAAUAUUUUUUUAGAAGUUCCUCAGCAUAGGCCUACCUCUAUUUCCAUGACGAGGUCAGUUUCUAGCCCUCCAGAGAAGCCCAGCCUCAUUUCUGGUGGCUGUGUCUUCCAUGGCUGCACUGCCACAAGCAACUUGAGGUAUGGAGGCCAUGGAGGCGUCUCAGGUUCCUGCUUUCGGAGGGGACGUGCACACAGAGUGGUUCCAGUGAAGAUACUCUGUAUUUCAGUCCAUCUAAAUGGUUCUGAGAUUAGGCACACAAAGAUGUGGGUUUUCAGCGAUUAGAAGCUCCAGUGGAAAAUCUGGAUUUGUUUAAUGAAGAGAAAUAUUCCCACAUGAAAAGUGCAGGCAGCAUUUUAGGAACUGACAUUCAUAUACUGCAAAAAGACUAAUUAUAAAGAUGCCAUAUGUGACGCUGAGAUACAGAGUCUAAUUUUAUCAGGAAAGCUUGAAAGCAGGUGUUGAUGGCAGCCAAUUCCAUUACACUUUUUGCCAAGGAAACUCUAAUGAAAAAAAAAAAGCCUUGCAAGUCACAUUUUCCCUCAGAAAGGAACUCACAAGUUACAGCUGAGAAAGAGUGCAAGGGCCUAAGAAAAGAACACAUACAGAAAAAGAGCUUAGUGCUGCAUGCGCUGUGGGCAGAUCCUCCCACCAGUUCCGUGACGCAGCCGAUGCAAACCCUCUCAAGGGCUGGCCUGUACUUUUAUUUAAAAAGAGAGAGAGAGCAAAUCAUCUGGGUUCUCAACAGUAAUCAUGAAUCUGCAUAAACUUAUUGAGCGAUCAGCCUUUUCCCUUAUGUAACUGUUCCGAGAUCAAACACUUGUAGCCAACAGGCAGAUCCAACCCCUUCCUCUCCCAGCACCUCUGCUGCUCUGUGCUGUAAUAUCCCGCUGGCACUCAGAGGGCACAGCGGCAUUUCUUUUCAAAUCCAUCGCCUUUUCCACCCCAUUUACUACAUAUGUAGUAAAUAUACAUAUGCGUAGCAACUGAUUGUUUUUCGUUUUAACUUGAGAAGACUAGAGAGGUCCAGAAAAUACAUUCAAACACAUUGCAACUGAAACUGAAAUACUGCAGCUAAAAUUGCCUUGUUUGGAAGCCCAUGUUUGUGUACUGCAACAAGGGGUGGUACCUAAACUAAAGCAGCCACAGUAGCAGAAUGAAGCAAAUAUGGUAAGGAUAUGUCCUCUUUCAGACUAUCAAGGGUUGCCAUCUGAAUCUUUUGAUGGUGAUGCUGUAUCAGCUCAACCCAGAACCAGACGGCUGAGCACUCAGGAUCAGACUCCAGUGAUCUACCAAAGAGCACUCAAUAGGAAAUAUCUUUCCCGCACACAAAAUGUCCUUUGAAUGCUGUUUCCUCAGAGUUGAUUUAGGCCACAACCUGAGGAAAACAGGUCCUUCCCAGCCUCCUCACAGCAAAACUCUGAGAGAUUUCAGCACAGCAUUCACAGAUGUCAGAUGAUGCUCUCUAUCUCCAAGCACCAAACAGCCAUAUACAUGGCCCUGAAGACUGACUUAGGCGCUGAAUGAGGUAUCUGAACUCGAAACACUUUUCACUCCUGAGUUACCAAGGGGAUUGAAAUACCAUAAGUGAAAGAAGAAGUGGGCUUGUGUAGCACAUUCACAAGCUCCAGUUGAGCUAAACACUACAGGUGAGGCAGAAUCUCCCACUGGUGCCAAGGCCAGUCCAGCUCCCAUUAGUUUGGGGCCUGCAGAGAAUCUCCCAAGUCGUGGUUUUAUCUCAGUUCCACAAUCAGCAGAUUCACAGAGCUUAAAACCAGUGACUUCCAGGGCAGUUAUUGGAAGGGACCUGUAAACUUGCCAAAGAGUCACAAAUUCCCUCAGCUGUUAUUAGUUUAGCGUUGCAAAGGUUGGAUCCAAACUUUACAACACAUCAUUUCAAUAACCUAUAGCUUAUCUUAUGUUCCAGAUUUAUUAUUCAUCGAGCUGAUGCUCUGUCAUUUCUGCAAGUAUUGAAUGGAAUGUGUCCAAAUUGCGUUUUACUGAAGAAAAUGAAAUACCCCAAGGAAUUAUGACUUUUAUUGUACCGGUUGAAAGGAAUUUUCGUUAUUGCUUUUUUAUAUAAGUGCUUUGGAUCAAAGACACUAAAUAAAUAAAGUACUGAAAUUUAAUAUGUUCUUAUUAUCAUGACAAUGACUCUGUGCAGUACACAGGAAUUCCCUUCAUAAACUUAACUAGCUCCAUGUCAAAAGUAGCCAGCCUUUGCUCCCACUCCCCUGGAAUUGCAUUCCAGAACCGCGCUGCUCUCCAAGACUUGUUUAACUGUUAGCGUAAUUUUACUAACAG